AAGAAGGGCUCGAAGGGAAAGAGUAUUGACCUGAGCAAUGAACCACCUAAGGAACUCACGGCUGAAGACUAUGCCAAGAUUCGCGAAGCCGAUGCUGCAGAUGCGGUUGACGGGUGGUUUAGUGCGCCAGUGCAGGAGCCCAAGGUUGUCGAGGAGCAGCAGGAGAAGAAGGUAGAGGAAGCCAAGCAGUCAGAGCCUAGUCCGGAGCUGCUCAGGAGAGAGAGCAAAGGGAAGGGCAAGGCGAAGAAGAAGAAGGGGAAGAAGGGCAGCGUUUCUGAAGCCGUGGAGGCACCGACGCCCACCGAGGAAUCCCGGCCCUUAUUGUCUGACAAUGCACAGGCUGUCGAGGAGCCUCUUCUCCCCAGCUCAUCGCAAGACGUGCCGACCGAACCUUUUCUCCCCAGCUCAUCCAAAGACGUGAGCGAGCCACACGACACAGGCUACAUCCCCGGCUCCGCAUCCUCCUACGUCCCUACCUUCAACGACAACGAAGACGCGUGGGACCGCCCCACGGGCGAAGACGACGCCACGCUCGUGGGCGAGCCCGGUGCCGGCGCAUCGCCCGAGAUGCUGUCCAAGGAAUUCCGCCGCCAGAAACUGCUCGACAACACGGCGCCGCGGAGCAACGACGAAGUUGCAGUGCAGCGCGCGGUUAUGGGGUAUGGGGAUGACAGUCCCCUGGCGAGGGAGAUGCUGGCGAGCAAGAUGGGGCUGUUUGAGGAGCCGAAGGAGGUGAGCAGACAGGAGAGCAGGUUGAGCCUUGUUGCGCCCACCGGGAUUGCGAUUGAGCCUGUUGCAAGGGAACUCGAACCAGCCGCUGAAGCUGAAGACGCUGCCUCUGCGUCGAAGAGCAAGAAAGACAAGAAGAAGGGGAAGAAGGGGAAGCGCGGGAGCCAGGUCGUUGGUGUUGAGCCUGCUGCUCUCUCGUCCGAGCCUGAGGCUGUUAGAGAUGCAGAUGCGGCGUUGCCUGCCGCGGCGUCGAUCCAAGAACAGUUCGAGCACGACGUCCUCCAGCCCGCCUUCAGCAAAGAAAUCACGCCCGCGGAAGAGACCAAACUCAGCACGAGCGAAGGCAAGCCUGUUUACGACGCUGGCGAUGUAACGCAGUAUCUCGUUGCUUCGUCUUCGACCCCAUCGCCUCCUCCUGAACUCGUCGCUGCUCCAUCCACCGUCCAGGCAGCCAAGGAAACAACGCCUGAAACGUCGGACAAGAAGAAGGGCAAGAACGAGAAGGCGAAACCUGCCACGCCUGAAACUACGUCCGGCUGGGGCAAGAGUCUCUUCGGCGCGCUCGGGUGGGGGAAGAAGAAGGCGAGCACGUCUGACUUGAAGAGUGGUAAGAAAUCGCCAACGGAGGAGAAGGUUGAGGCUAGCGCUGAGAUUGUACCUCCACCCGUGGCUGAGGGAACUGCUCUUGAACAUAUCCGGUCUGUUGAAGAAGCCAAGUCUGUGUACGACGCUGGUGAUGUGGCGCAGUAUCUCGUCGCGGAUUCUGGGGAUGCAACGCCUGAGCGUGUGGGUACGCCUGCGGUUGAGACAAUGGAGAAUGAGCCGCUGCCUGAGACUGUACCAGAGGUCCAGACCGACCGCAAAGAAACCAUCUCUGAGCCUGCUGUUGAAGCAUCAACCGAAGACGCAACCCACUCCGAGCCUAUCCCCGAACCUCCCACAAUCCCCGGAGAAGUCGUCGCUGAGCCCGCCAUCAAAACAGCUAGCAGAGAGGGAGCUCCGGUGGAAACUGCCCCUGAACCUUCGGCGCCCGGUGCCGCGGACGAAUGGGUCCCGACAUCUUCCAGCAAGAAACAGAAAGAGAGGAAAGCGAAGACGGACAAGCGUGAAAGCGUACAGCCUAGUGCUCCCCUGGAGUUUGAACACCUCGCCCCCGUGAUCGAAACAGCCCCCAAAGCGCCAUCCCACACCACCGCCGAUGUUCCGCGCGACCUCAGCGUGAACAAUGACGUCCAGCAGCCGGCAGAAUCUGUCCUUCCCCUGGAUACCGAACCAGCCAAGCCAUUCGAUCAACCUUCGGUUGAUGGGGAGACUGUGGCUGCGGACGACAAGCCCGGUGAAGAUACUGCCGCACCUCUUGAGCAGGCAGAUGACGACUGGGCGCCGCUGUCUAAGAAAGACAGGAAAAAGAAGGGCAAGAAGGGGAAGGCCGGGGAGACUGAUCCUGUAGCUGCGAAGGCCGAACCCAUUAUGUCUGGCACGCCUGGCACACCUGUUGAUAAUGAACUGCUUGACGAAAAGCCGAUGAAAGAGCCCAUCAAUAAUGGACUUGAUGUUGAAGCCAGGCAAGCCGAGCCUGAACAAACCGUUGAAGACAAGCCUGUGGAGAUUUCCUCCCCGGCUGAGGAUGUUGUGCGUACCGAGGAGAACCCCAUGGAGGAUGUGUCUGCACCGGCCGAACAGCCAGCUGUACAAUCAGUCCCGCUUUCGAAGAAAGGCAAGAAAACGCAGAAGAAGAGCAAGGGGCUUAGUGUUGACGACACGGCUGAGUCUAGCACUGUGGAUUUCGCCGAUUCGUUGCCGAGCAAUGCUGAACUCGUACCUGAAGACAAACCUGGAAACGCCGACGUUCUCGAAGAGCAGAGAGGAAAGCCAGUGCCAGCGGAGCCCGAAGCGCCCUUGGAGGACAAGCCUAGCCAAGAAAUUCCGGCUUCGAUCGAGCCGCCAGUUACGGAUGAGGCGAGCGCUUCUCUGUCCAAAAAGGAUAAGAAGAAGGCCAAGAAGGCGGCGAAGCGGAGUUCUGUGGGUGCGAAUGAGUCGGCAACGGUCCCUCCGGAGACAGUUACUGAGCCUACUACCCCUGAUGCUGAUGAACAGAGUAAAGACCUCGACGCGCCUGCUGAGUCAGAAAUCGUCACCGAAGGCCAGCGUAUCGAAGAAGCAACCACACCCGUACAUUCCGACACUCAGUUAUCCAACGAAGAGAACUCUACAGAGGACAACCCCACGCCGGCGCAACAGCAAGCCGAGGACGAGUGGGCAGCACCUGUUUCCAAGUCCGAGAAGAAGAAAAAGGGCACGAAGGGGAAGCAGGCCGCUGCUGAAGCUAGUGUGAAGGAUUCAAGCACGUUGCGGCUGGAGAGUGAUGUCCUUGCCGAUGGCGCGAUGCCAAAGGUGGCUACUCUGGAUGCUCUUGUGGAGCAAGAUAGGACUGGGAUCACGGCCGAGCCUCCUGCGACCGCAGACGAUAAGCCAAUAGUGGAAGAUUCUACCCUGCCAGUGGAUGCUCCGCUUGAAGAUGCAUCUGUACAAAUUGCGGUCGAAGAGGAGCCGGCAUCCGUCUCCAAGAAGGACAAGAAGAAGGCGAAGAAGGCGGCAAAACGUGGCUCUCUUGUUGAUAUCGAACCUAGCACCACAGAGACGGUUCAUGAGGCGGAUGACAAAGUACUCGCGAAAGAUGGCACGGGCGAGUCUACUACAGCCACCGCGGGUAAGCCUGUGGAAGAAUUCCCUACGCCCAUCGAUCCUGCCCAGGUCGAACCUACCACCAUCACGGAAGACAAGCCAACGGAUGGCAUUCCCAUGCCUGAAAACGCCCUUUCCGAGGAUGUGCCUGCACCCGCGGAGACUGCGAUCGAGGCACCAACGGAAGCUUUCUCCAAGAAGGACAAGAAGAAAAAGAAGAAGGGCAAGAAAGGACAGUCUGUAGACGUUCAGCCAGCUCUGACGGAAGAGGCAGAGGCUAAAAUGCCCGUUGAGGAUGCUCGAGUUGAAUCGAUGAUUACAGACGCUCCCCAGCCCAAGCUCCUUUCGGAAGUUACACCCGUUGAGUCGGCUGAGGCCCCGAGAGACCAGCCUGCUGAAGAGAUUGCUGCACCGCAAGAGACUCAGAUGGAAGCUGAGGUAGCUGAGGAAUCUUCUGCUCCUGCUCCGGUUGAGCAUGUAAACGCAGAUGCUGCCAAACAGCAGCAACCCAAACUCGUUGCAGAAGCUACGUCAGUGGCAGAGGCCGAAGAGCGUUCUGUGCCGCGUAUGACCCAAGUGGACGACAAAGUCAUAUCAGACCCGUCUGCUUCUGCCCAAGUUGAGCCGAUCGUCACAGGGUAUCUCGAUGAGCAGCAGUCCCAUCCCCUUCCUGAAGCUACGCCAGUCGCGCCUACUGAAGAACUUGCUGCAUCACCAGUAACUCAGGUGGACGACAAGCCAGUAGAAGAUUAUUCUCCUUCCGUUGCUACCCACGUCGACGACGAACCCGCGACUCCUCUUUCCAAAAAGGCCAAGAAGAAGAAAGCAAAGAGGGGCAAAUCCGUCGACAUUGACCCGCUCUCAACCCUCCCCGACGAUAUCGCAGAAUCCCAGGAACCCAACUCCGACACCCGGGCUCCUUCCUCCGCGGCGCCCAAAGACCAAAAAGAAAGUGAUGUCACCAUCCCAUUCGCUGUUCCGCUCGACUCGCAGAAGACGUCAGGGCCAUCGGAUUCUCCUCCAAUCGAGUCUAGCGUGCACGUGCUCACCGCUACUCCAGACGCGCCCGUGCACAGCGAGCCUGUGGAGAACUCUGCUGAGGGUGCUACACAUGUGGAAGACGGUGGGGCUAUGCCGUCGAAGAAGGACAAGAAGAAGAAAGGGAAGAAGGGCAAAGCGAGCGAGCCUAGCACCCCGGCCGUCGAUGAGCGUAUUGAUCCCCUCGCGGAAGCUGGGGAGCCUGUUGUAGCGGAGCAGAGUGUUGAAUCUGCACUGCCUGAGCCUGUGAUAGAUGAAGCCAGUCAAGAUGUCGCAGAGCCGGUUGAGUCAGAUCCUACUCCGGCUACCGAAGACCCUGUAGAGGAGGUUGUCACUGGGACUUUGUCGAAGAAGAGCAAGAAGAAGAAGGCGAAGAAAGGAUCGAUCAGCCAGGAGGUCGAGCCUGAGGUUCCGCCUAUGCCCGCUGCGGAUGAACCUAUCUUUGAGGAAAGCGCGGCCCGUGAUGUGGAGGGGGAGGCUGCACAAGCGGCGGAGAUCAUCGCGCCUGUUGAGCAACACGGUCUGGAAAUUUCUGAGCCAACCGAAGAUGUGCCGGUUUUGGAUAAAACGCCUGCAUCUCAGGGUGCUGGUACUGCUGACGAGAAGACUAUAUCGCAGCCUGCGGAGCCUGUCGAUGAGGAGGUGGUCGUCCUUUCGAAGAAAGAGAAGAAGAAAGGCAAGAAGGGGAAGUCGGCGUCGGGAACUGUGACGCCUAUCGUGGCUGAUGCUGAACUCGAAACUCGCGACAUUUCGGCUGGGGAUACUGUUGCUGCACCUGCCGAGCCUGUCGACGUUGAGCCCACUGCUCAGGAAGCUGCUGCUGCGCCUGCGAUCCAGCCUACUUCCGUGGAACUUCCCGCUGCAAUUGAAGUUCAGCCGAUCAUUGAUGAGCCUAUCGCCCAGCCUGAGAUCCAGCCCACUUCUCGGGACCUUUCCGCUGAUACCAAGCUCCGGCCUGUCGUUGAUGAGCCUAUCUCCGAACAAGAGCCUACCAUACCUCUCUCGAAGAAAGACAAGAAAAAGGCCAAGAAGGCGAAGAAGGGUGCCAGUGAAACGGACACACCUCCUGUGUCGACACCGAGCGAAGAGGUUCUCUCUCCCUUUGAGCAACCCAUUCUGGACACAGUUGUCGUCUCUGAACCGCAAGAAAUUGCGCAGCCCGAAGCUCUUCUUCAGCAGGAUAGCACCCCGGUCGAACAGUCAACCUCAGAACCCCAGGCCGAAACAAGUUUCGCGGAACAGGAACAGAAGGAACUUGACGACUCAACUUUGUCCAAGAAAGAUAAGAAGAAAAAGAAGAAGAGCAAGAGCGUCUCUAUCAUCGACAUCGAGCCUGUCACGCCGGUGCAACAAAUCCCCGAGCCAGUACUUGAAGCACAGCCUUCCGAACUCCAAACUGAUGUGUCUCCAGCCGAACCCGCAUUAUUGCAUGACGAAAAUGUACCAGAAGAGGAGCUAAAGAGUCAGGCACCGGAGAUGCCUGCCCUGAAACCUUCGAAGAGCACCUGGAUCGAAUAUGUCCCUCCUCCGGCUCCGGAGAAAGAGACGGCUACCCAGAGAAAGAGGAGGCUGAAAAGGGAGCAGCAAGAGAAGGAGAAGUGGGAUGAGGAGCAGCGAGAGCGCAUCGCUCGGGAGGAACGCGAGGCAGCGGAAACAGCUGAGAGUACUCGCACUGCUGAAGUACCGGCUCCGCCAACGCCUGAAGCUCCCAUUGAGCAAGCGAAGGAUCUGCAAGUGGUCGAGGAGCCUGCCGACCCUACUUCCGCAGCAACACCGGCUGAGCCACCAACUCUCCUUCCCGUACCUGGUGACGAGACGAAGGACGGAGAGGCCACCGCUGUGCCGAGCGUCGAAGAGCCAGUUGCCGAAUUGACUCACGAAGAAGGCCAAGCUGCACCACUUUCGAAAAAGGGCGAGAAGAAAGCUAAGAAAGCGAAGCGUGCAUCUAUCGUUGAAACUAGUGGGCCAACAACACCAGCGCUUCCCGAAGAGCAAGCCAGGGACGUCCCUUCCGACCAGCAACUCCCUGUGGUGCCUCAGCCAGAGACAGACGGUCAAAUCGAGCAAGAACCUGCAAAGCCUGCCCUGGACGUCAACAGGAAUGAAACAGCCCCUCUUCCAACUCUGUCUGUAGACGAGAGCCGCAAUGAACUACAGCAACCUCUUAUGGAUGAGACCAAGGAUGGACCUACUCAGGAUAACGCAGCCACGGUGCCGCUUUCCAAAAAGGACAAGAAGAAAGCGAAGAAAGCAAAACGUGGUUCUGUCGUUGACAGCGAACCCUCCACGAGCCCAGCGACUCCGGUCGAGGAAGCCAAAGACCCGCUCAUGGUCGAUCCGCCGCCGCCUCCGGAUCCAGAUCCACCGGCGCAAGAUCCGCCCGCCCCCGAAACGCUAGCCCUUGAAGAAGCCAGUGUCGAAGCCACUGCGCCGCUCUCCAAGAAAGACAAGAAGAAAGCGAAGAAGGCGAAACGCGGGUCCGUCGUCGAAGAGGUACCUGCGGCGUCGCAGGACGAUGCUUUUUUAGCGUCUGAGACGGGUGAGCGUCUCGUUGGUGAUGCAGAGCGCCACGACGGUGGGGCUGCAGACACCACACUACCCGAGCUGGCUGUGGAACGGUCUUUGGAAGCCCCGCUCGCUGAGGCAGAUGCGUCUGUUGAUGUGGAGCGGGAGAUGGGACUGGAAGCGACAAUUGCGGAUCAGGAAAGCUUGGAGCUUCGUGAAGGGUCAUUGGCUGCGUCUGGACCUGAUGGGGCUCAAGAACCUUCUGAAGAGAUUUUAUCUACUUCUGCGCCGAAGGGAAUCGAGGAACAUCCUGCGGAGACGCCUGAGGAACCUUUUGAAGAUGAUUGGGCCUCCUCGUCGACAAAGAAAGACAAGAAGAGCAAAAAAGGAAAACAGAAGCGCGAGUCCAUCGCUGAAGAGGCUGCACCUGAGCCUCCCACUCAAACUGUUAUCGACUCUGCCGAUAUUCCUAUAUCGGAAUCUCUAGCCCACCCCAAGCAAGAGGAGCUAUCUCUUCCAUCCGAGCCAGUCAUCGCACCUGCUACUUCAAACCUACACGAGCCCGAAGUGCAGGCCACCGAAGAACUUGUCAAGGGCAUUCAAAUUGAGCCCUCCGAGACGGCCGCAACCUCACUGGAGAAGAUCGUCAACGUUGAACCAGAGGCUCCUUCGUCUUCCAAGAAGAAGAAAGGGAAGAAGGGCAAGCGCGCUUCGACGAUUGAGGAGCCCACGCCCGAGGUCCCAACUGCCGAGCCCGCAUUUGAGCAAAUCACCGAGCAACAGAUCGUCGAAGAGCCUUCUGGUAUCGUGCCUGAUGCGUCACAGUCAAGCAUCCCUGAGCUCAGCGAAGAGCUACAACCGCUGGAGAAUGCGCCGGUAGCCGAGCCAACUGAUCUGGAUAUCGCCCAGAGUUCUCGCGAUGGCGUCCCAGAAGGGGAUAGCCACAACGAAGCGGACGCCCCAGUCGUACCCACACCGAUCGACCCUGCACCACCAUCAGGGAGCCAAUUUGUCGAAGAACCAGCGCCACCUACGAAGAUUUCCAAGAAAAAUAAGAAAGCGAAGAAGAGCAAGGACCAAUCUGGCACUUCCACUCCCAUCCCUGAACUCGUUGCUGAAGCACGGCCCGAACUUGUCGUUGAGCCAACUGCGGUACCCGUCGGGGACUCUCAAUUGGAGCCUGCCGUAGAGCAAGUUGUCGUGCCCAGCGAAGACGCCGAGCCCGAACCUAGUAUCGAAACAAUUGCCGUGCCCAACGAAGAGGUCUCGACUCUUGACACAAAAGAGCAAGUGCAGGAACCAGUGGAAGAUAACUGGGCUGGACUAUCGAAGAAGGACAAGAAGAAGGCGAAGAAGACUAAGGCUAAGCAGUCGGGAACGGCGACGCCGGUUGCGGAUGGUGUACCUGAGGUGGCUGGGGAGGUCGAACGGGCUGCCGCUACGGUCGAUGAACAGACUACGGCCACGAUCAAGGAGCAGCCUACUGCCACAGUCGAGGACCAUGCUACCGUCGCAGUCGAAGCACAGCCUGAUGUAGCAACCGCCGAAGCGCAUGUGGAUCUUGAUGCUGAUCUCAAGGUGCCCGAAACGCAGAGCGACGAGCUUGGUCAAGACGUCGCUCUUACCACACCAGUAGAUUCUGAAGUCGCCCCUUCUGCCCCUGUCCCCGAAGAAGCCAUCGAAAUGGCUGCGCUUCCCGAGCCUGUUAAACAUGCAGUCCCCCACUCAACCAUCGAGGCUGAACAGCCUACCGGAGACGAUUCCCCCUCGAUGUCAAGUAAGGCCAAGAAAAAGGCCAAGAAAGGGAAGGCAAAGCUUUCCGGAACCGCAACACCUGUCAUUGAAGAUUUUCCUCAGCUGGAGGUCGAAGAGAAAGAGUCCAGCCCGCGCAUUGAGAGCCCGGCCGAAGAGCCACUCAGUGCUGCUCCUACUACCCAGGUUGAGGCGUCGAAGGAGAUUCUCUCUGAAGUUCCACUUGAACAAGCGCCAUUGGAGCCCACGCCCGACACUGUUGAGACGCAUGUGCUUGCAGCGGACUCCACAGAGCAAGCAUCCACUACACCAACGGCACCUGUGACCGAAGUACAGGUUGUGGAUGAGUUGAGUGGACUGUCAAAGAAGGCCAAAAAGAAGGCGAAGAAUGGUAAGGGCAAGGUUUCGGAACCAUCAACGUCAAUUGUCGAAGACAUUCCUGAAGUGCAAACCGACAGCUCACGCGAAAUCGCGCCUGUUAUUCCAGAGGUUAACGAUGUUGCUGCUACUCAUGAGGCACACAUUGUCCCUGCGGCCAUCGACGACAGCGUCAAGGACGUUCAACAAAGCCCCGCGCAGGUACUUCAAGAGGACAAACCCGCAGAAUCUAUCUCACAACCUACACCCGAGCAGGAGGAGACCGCAGUUGACGAAUGGGCACCUAUCCCCGCGAAGAAGAAGGGCAAGAAGGGCAAGAAGUCCGGCACAGCGACUCCUGUGAUUGAACCCCUUGCUGAGGAAGUCCCUGAGAUUAAAGAAAAGCUUUCAAAGGAUGUUGCGACAGCCGAUGCUCAGCCAGUGGCGGAAGACAUUGCCGUGCCCUCCGUUGAGGUCGUGGAGUCUCGAGACAUUCCCGAGGACCCCAAGAUCGACGAUGCUCAGAUCGUUCCUACAUCUGAGCCGAAACAAGAAGAGGCUGACGUCGAUGAGUUGGCCGUUUUGCCUGCGAAGAAGAAGAAGGGGAAGAAGGGCAAGAAAUCUGGAACAGCGACGCCUAUCCCCGAGGCGCUUGUGGAACGUCCCGCCGAAGAAAAGAUCGCUCCUGAGGUACCUAUCGACGCGCCAACAGAGAUUGAAGAUGCCAAAACGAUGCCACAAGAGCCUCUAGGACAGGAAGCCACGAUUGAGCAACCUAUCGAAGAGCCGAAGCUCACGGAAGGUGCCGAAUCUCAGGCCGAGCCAGUGCCAGAACCACAACCUGAAGAGCAGCCACAUACUCAACAGCCUAUUGAAGAAAGCAAGCACUCCGAGAUCGCACAGCCUGGGACUAGGCCCGUCGCAGAGCCUGAGGAUGAAUGGGCGGCAUCUUUGUCGAAAAAGAAGGGCAAGAAGAAUAAGCGCAAGGUUUCUCUUGCUACCCCCGUGACGGAAGAAUCGUCUCUACCACCAACUGAAGCUGAGGUCUCAACGCAACAAGAUCUUCCCACGGCGAUUAUUGAAAAAGUACAGCCAACUCAGCUUGAUACCGAAGCUGCAGAGCAACAAGGUCUUGCCGCACCGGUCGUUGAAGAAGCACAGCCAACUCCGGUCUACACCGAAGCUUCAGUGCAAAAACAUACUGCACAGACGGCUGUCGAAGACGUCACUAGGCCGAUUUCCGUUCCUACUGCAGAGCCAGACGCUCAAACAGGGCCCACCACUUCAUCUGGACCUCCAACAGAUCUCGAGGAUGGAUUGGCUGCUCCUGCUCCCAAAAAGAAGAGUAAGAAGGGCAAAGGCAAGAAAUCCGGACCGCAAACGCCCAUCGCUGAGAUCAGUGAGCCUCUUCUUGACAACGCUGAGGUGGUUCCCGAAGUGCCGGCAGCGCUGGACUCUAUCGAAGCGGACAGGGGCAAUGAGCCGUCGCCAGCAGAGGUGCCUGCCGAGCCAGUGCAAAUGGUAUCGACAGAAAUCGUGGAGGUUGAGAAGCCUGUGCUGGAGCGCAAGCUUAGCAAAACAGAGAAGAAGGCUAAAAAGAAAGCCGCGGCUUCCACCCUGGAUGUGGAACCAAUCAUUGAACGCGCACCUUCACUUGAGGAGCCAAUGCCGGAGCUCAACCAGGAACCCGUCCAGGAGUCUGUCCAGGAGCCCACCCAAGAAUACAUAUCCGAGCCCUUGCUUACACGCGAAACUGUCGAGGACCUCACAGCACCCGAUGUCGAUGUUCCUACACCUGGGGUCGUCGAGCAUGCUCCGAUCGAGACUUUGCAGAUGCUUGAACACCCACCAACGGAGGCUUCAUCUUUGCCCAUUGUUGAGAGCGAAACCGUCGAUACUUCAACAGAACCUAUCAUAGAAUCCAGCGACCCUCGAUCGAAGGAUGCACAGCGCGAAGACGGACAAGCCAACUUUGCUCCCAAGAAAGGCAAAAAAGGGAAGAAGAACAAGAAGGUUCAAAAUGUGAUAGAAGCCGAACCACAGACACCUGAUCUCAUCGAUAUAGCCAAAGAAGGUGCGAGCGAGCCCCUCGUUGAGCCAGUGCCAUUGGAGCCUACUGCCGUGUCCGACAUCAGGAAUAACGCAUCCAAUCUACCUGUCUCUUCUCAGUCUCCAGAUAUCAAGCCCGAGUCGGCAAGUGAGCCAAUCGCGGGGCUUACACAGAUCGAACCCGCAACAGUCUUACCGUUCGAACCCGCUCACGACGUGCCGCACCCAUCUGCAGUUGAAUUCGAACCUCGUCAAGAGUCAAACGCAAAACCUGCGCAAAUCACGCAAAUCGAAACUUCCGAACAACCUCAAGCCGAGGACGAAUGGGCACCCAUUAGUCGAAAAUCUUCCAAGAAAGACAACAAGAAAGGGAAGAUAGAGAAGGAGGCGAUCACUGAGACGCCCCAAGAGGUUGCAGAGUCAAGCUUUCCUAUGGCGUCGGAACAUGUACAUCAAACCGAGUCUUCCGCGCCUGCUGAGCCGGAAAUGCAGCUCGAACCAGCUGCUGAGGCGUUGCCAACCGAAACAUUUGUCGGAACCCUGCCCGCCCAGCCAGCUGCUGAAGCACCGCCUAUUGGGCACGCUCUAGAGCCAGUUGCAACUACCUAUGUGCCUGAGGAUGCGCCGAAAGAGGUGCAAGACGAUGAGUGGCCCCUCCCUGUCAAGAAAUCCAAGAAGGAUAAGAAGAAGGCGAAGAAAAGCAAGUCCACCUCGGAAGCCGCCACGCCUAUCGUUGAGAAGGAAGUUGAGCUACGUCAUGAGCCAACGACUGUAGAUGAUCCUUCAACCUCACUUCGGGAGGAGCGCCAACAAGAGAAAUUACUUCCACCCGCUGAGGAAAUAACAAGCGAGCCGCUUCUAGAGCCCCUCGUUCGAGACGCCCCUGAGGAAGCACACGCCAGCGUGGUCGAGCCGUCCUUCAUCGAAAGCCAAACUUCCCUUCCACGGUCCGCUCCGCUUGAGGCGUAUGCCACCCCCAUCGAUCACUCAACGGAUCUGGCCAGACCUGCCCCGCUAUCGCCUUUGCUUCAAGCGGUUCAAGAUGAAGUUGCUGACCUCAAGCAACGUUCCGAAGCCCUUGAUCGCCAGCUUUCUGUGGACGAUGUGGCUGAAGCUCCCACUCCAACGCCUACGUCCAUGUUCGAUGUAGUCAGUAAGCUCAGCAAGAAAGACAAGAAAAAAACCAAGAAGGGCAAGGCCGCUACUUCUGAAUUUUCUGAGCCCUCAACACCAGCCGAGCCCGAAGGGAUUGCGAAAAUGGAGGAGGUCGUCCCUGAUCCUGUGACCGAAGAGGAUAUUCUAGCUCUAUCCCGUAUGCAAAGCCAAAAGGAUAAGAAGAAAACCAGAGGUACCACAUUCAGCCGGGAUCAGCCCACGGAUGAGAUCACCUCUGUACCAGCGUCCGAGCCUGUUGAGACAAACCUUGAGCAACUCGUUGAGCAGAUGGAACAGCAGAAAGCCACUGAAUCGGCGCCCACUGUCGCUCGAGGGAGUGAUACCACAGUUUCAGCAGAGCCGAUAACAGAAAUUGGUGUGGCUCCAGUUGAACUCUCAAAACCACUCGUGGAAGAAGCACCUGCUUUGUUGCGCAAACUCAGCAAGAAAGACAAGAAGAAAGCAAAACAGGCCGCUUUGGCAUGGGAUGAGCCGACCGCCAAGUCCCUUGAGGCCAUUGAUACCCCUCAAGACAAUGACAUUAACAUGCAAGACCCAGAACCAGUCGCAGUCCCAGAAGUCACCAUGGCCAAGGAGCCAUCGGAAGUGCCAGACACAGUUGAGAAAGUGGCCCCCUUAGCUCGCAAGCUGAGCAACAAGGACAAGAAGAAAGCGAAGCAGCAAGCUGUGUUGGGGGAUGAGCCAAGUAAAGAAGCCGACGACCUCACACCCACACCUGAGGACCGCGACACUCCUACAGCAGAGCCUGAAGUCAUUAUCACUGAUCCCACCGCACGCGCGGAUGAAGUAUUGGUCCCAACUAUUCCGGAGCCCGAAAAGCCUAAAGAGGAUUCCGCGCCACUCUCUCGCAAGCUUAGCAAGAAGGAGAAGAAGAAAGCCAAAACUGCAGCGCUGACCUGGGACGAACCGGUAGCUGAAUCUUCAGAGCCUACACUUUCGACAGGCACCCGCGAUGGCGCACCAACGUCAACUGAGCCACAGCCAACGACUGAAGAACAAGAUAUCUUCGUCGCCCCUGCGUCUGCACUAGCUGAACCUACAAUGAAAUUGCCUGAGCUAAUGACAGCGCCUGAGACGGAUUUCAUCACGCGUGACGAACCCCGUGCCUUGCCCUCGACCACAUCUCCACCUACUAUCCAAGAGAGGCCCAGCGUCAUGCCUGUGGUCGAAGAUGAGCCAGCUGUUUCUACUGCUCUUUCACGCAAACAGAGCAAAAGGGACAAGAAGAAGAACGGCAAAGCAGCUGCUUUCGAACUUUUUGAGCCUGCUACACCGGUCAACGAAACGGCAACUACAGUCGAAUCCGAAAAGCUAUCAGCCGACACUCAGGACCCUAUCGAGGCAGAGCCUGUACGAGACCUUCCCGCUGAAGACAUUCAAACCAAAAGCACGACAAUGGAGUCAUCUGUCGCUCUUCCAAGCGAAUAUCAAGUGCCUGAACCCAGCCUCGUCGACCUUAACUCGUCUCAUGUCGAAGAGCAGGUCCCCGCUAUAAUCGAUGAGACUCCCGGAGUGCCUGGGCCUGAAGUAGAGGAUGAGUGGGCACUUCCAAUCAAGAAAAGCAAGAAAGACAAGCGCAAGUCAAAGAAAAUGGAAGCUGCCGUUGAUGAUGAGCCAACGCAAGUCAUCAAACCAAACUCUCCGGCGGUUGCUGCGCCAGCCACUGAAGCAACUCCCGUCAUUGACCUUCCCCAAGCCACAUCUUCCAGAGAUACCAGCAUCACUGAACCUGUCUCGAGUCCUACAGUGGAGCUUCCACAGCUGUCGACACCUUCAAACGCAGCCAAGAAGAAGAACAAGAAACAUAAGCUCGCUGCGAUGUUCGAGCCACCUACACCCGAGGAAACUCUAGCUUCCAAGGCCAGAGCACCAAAGAUCCAGGAGGAAACAGCUCGCGAUAUCCAUGAAGCUGUGCCCGAGGACGUUCAAUUCAAGCAAUUCGAUGUACCGAGAGCCAUCAUAGAUGAACCUCGUGCGAAGUCUCCUGAACACGAUAUUGACUUCGCUGCCACAGUCGCGGCAGGCCUAAAGGAGUCCGGCUUCAACACUGAUCUGGUACUUAAUGACCCGGCAUUCCACCGAACAAGCUCGCCUCAGAGCGUGCGCGACAUCGCACCAGACGACGACGUUGCGGCUGCCCGGCAUGGAGCGAGCAAGUCCAAAUUCGGCAACCUGGGUCGUUCACCGUCUCCGACAUCUCCAGAAUCCGAAGUACCUACAGUGAAGGAGGCGCCUCAGCCUAUUGUGGCAGUCGCUGCUGAGAGUGCCCCGACGUUCGAUCCUAUGGAUAUCCUCAAUGAUCCGACGUUCGCUCAGCGCAAAUCCCCACCUGGUGUACUAGAGGAAGCUGAUCCUGAAGAGCUCUGGUCGUCUGGAUCGAAAGGGAAGAAGGCGAAGGGCAAGAAGAAGCGAGCUUCUCUUGUGCAAGAUGGUGUCGGUUCUCCCGCUGUUGAAAUUCCCACGACUGGGCCUUCUGUCGACGAACUGUCCCGUGACCGACCCAUGCCUGAAGCUACCUUAGAGACUACAGAUGACUUCUGGGACGAGCAGCCAAAGAGGAAGGGUAGGGAAGACAAAGCGGCCUCAAAGCGAGCUAAUACUACAGAGUCAGUACAGGAUUCCGAUAUGCUAUCAGGUGCAAUCACUCCAUUCGAGGAGGAUUUUGAACAACAACGAUCUGUAGAGGACUCAGUGGAGUCAAAGAAGAUCGUAAAUAGGAAUGAUUUAACAUGGGAUGAAGGCGCAGGCAAGAAGAACAAGAAGAAAAAGAAGAGCAUCGUUCCCGAGACAAUGGUGGCAGCAGCCAGCGCAGCAGCUCUUGCUGCGGUUAUCUCCGACAAGAAGGAGGAAAAGAAGAGUGAAGGGAUGGAACUGCCUCCCACGUUUGAUCAGAUUCCGAAGUCAUUGGGUGGUGUUGAGCCGAGUGAGUACCCGUUCCCUGCCUUACCGACGCCAGAGGAGCGCACGGGCUUCAGCGUCCAGGGAAAGCACGCACAUGAGGAAGAAAUAGAGGAAGAGUGGGCGCCGCCAGCAAAAAAGAAGGGAAAGAAAGACUCAAAGAGUCGAGGGAAGGAGCGUGAAGAGAAGGACAACGAUUUCAUCGAAAGAACAUUGAAUGAUAUGCCUGAGCAAAAGGGACGACACGUGUCACAAUCAGAUCCCUUUUAUGUGUCAUCAACAAGCCGGUCGCUCGAGCAAGAAAAUGCAGGACACAUGUCCCCGAAUCACAAGCGACGAGAGCACCCUGUACCGCCAGAAGCAGAACCUGAGGAGAAACGUUUGCAUCUUUCAGGGCCAUCGCAGCACGAUCUUUCUAUUCCGGAAGACCCGAGUUCUCUAGCAUCAUCGCGCACACAGGAACUUGCACAUUCAAGUGCAGACAAAUCAAAUUUGGAUACUACAGUGCAUCCUACAGGAGUUGGAGGUCACUCGCCGAUCAUUGAGCCUACCUGGUCAUUUGGUGAUAUACGCGACAGCGGCGUACACGUGGCAGACUCGCCCACGGUACCAAAAUCCCCGCAGUUGCCCACAUACGCCGACGUCCGUGACAGCGGCUAUCAUGAUACGACCUUUGAAACACCAAGAAAGUCCAAGGGUUCAAACCAGCCGGUUGAAGAGGCGGACAGCAACAAGAAGCCGCGUUCUAAGGAGCCAGUAACACCGCAUCGGUCCCGAGCUUUGGAGGAACAUGAUGAAGUGCGAUCGCGAAGCCCGUCACUACCGGAACUUCCGUCUCUCGCAGCAGUCGCAUCGCCCAACGCGAUCGAUUCGGCCACCAGAGAGCGCUCAUCGUACCUGUUCGAUUCGUCGCCUUCAACGCGUCAAUAUGGCGAGUCUUCACCCGCCGCCAAGAUCGGAGCAGCUACCGCCGGCGCAGCAGCUGUCGCCGUCGCGGCUUCUGCUCGAAAUACCCGCGAUUCACAACGCCACGACAAGCAUAUACCCUCGGAGUCAGACAAGAAACUAUCCUCACCUGAAAGGGAUGUCAAGCAGCAGCAACCCUACAAGUCAAUCUUUGGUGAUCCAACUGAAAAGAAAGCAGAGCAAGUUCGAAAACUGUCGACACCGUCGAACAAGCACAUGCGUACACCAAGCAGCGUGCUCGACCCCAUCAAGGAGGCUAGUCCGGAUGACUCGCCUUUGCAGAAGAGACACGCCAGAAAGGUUUCGGAAGCCGGACUGCCCGAUCGUGAAGUGAAGUCGUCUCGACGAAGCCAGAGUCCCAAGUCCUUCUCCGAGCGCAUGAAGUCGCCGCCUCCUGUUACACCGACCCCCGCAAGCCGCAAGAACGUUCCUUCGAAGAUCGACACCUCACCACCUGUGCAGAGAAAGGGAUCACCAUGGCAGCAAGUUCACGAGAGCGUCGAUCGUACAAUGACCUUGAGUCCCGCCCGCCGACUCCCACACGAUCACUCUCCCACUACCACUGAUCCAAUCAAGGUGCGGAUCGCAGAGCAGCGGUCGCCAAGCGUGUUCAGCGAUCGUUCUGUCAACAUGAGGAGCCCAGAUGCAGAUCGCCCGCUGAGCGCAAUGAGCAACCGAUCAGCAAGUUCUCUGCGAAGAGUUGACAGGAGCAGGUCAGGUGACCUUCGAGCUGCGGCCAAGAUUGGCGAGGCCCGUGCUCAUGACGCUAAGUCGCAGUCUAAUCUCGCAGGCAUCGCACUCGCUGCCGGAGCAACCGCAGCCAUCGCCGCGGGUAUAGCCAGCUCGUCCAAGUACGACCCAGUGAAGGAUAAAGGCAAGGGUCGUGCCGAAAUGCCUGAUGUCUACGAGGCAUGGGGUGAAGCCCAAGGCUCGCCGAUGUCACCGACACGGCCACCCAGCGUACGCAAGCGACAAAGUAUACAAAUCUUGGACUUGCAGUCGCAACUUGAAAAUCUCGCGGCUCAAAACAGAUCGCUCGAAGAGGCAAGACUCAAGGCUGAGGAAAUACUCCAGCAAGCCUCCCAGCAGCGUGAUGUUGACCAGCAAGUCGUCUCCGAGGCUGUAGAAGCACGUGAUCGUGAGCUGCACCAGAAAGACAUCGACAUCGGACAGCUCCGCGACACUUUGCAGCGACUUCAACAAGAGAUUGGCAGACUGACCGAAUUGAACAACCAACUCACUGACGCCAAUCGCAACCUUACCAAUGACGCCAAUGCACGAUAUGCGCAACUCCAAGCUGAAGGUCAACAAGUCCAAGACCAAUGGCAACAAUCUACUCGGGAGCUCGAGCAACUACGGGCUGAACACAAUCAUCUCACGAAAGGCAUGCAGGCUGCAAUAGCUGCAGAGAUUGGACUUGCCAUCGACGAGCGCAACGCCGAAAUCAACCGUCUGAACGCCGAGCUUGAGGGCGCACGCGAACAGAUCAAGAAGUUGCAACAGCAGAUAUUGGAGACCAAGAAGCCGAACGAAAGCUUCCUCACUGUGCGCGACGAGGACUACUUUGACAGCGCUUGCCAACAGCUUUGCCAGCACGUCCAGCAGUGGGUAUUGCGCUUCUCUAAAUUUUCAGAUGCUCGUGCUUGCCGCCUGUCGUCCGAAGUCACUGCAGAUACCAGAUUGGACACCGCCACUCGACAAAAGAUCGACACCCGCCUGGACAACGCCAUCCUCGAUGGCUCGGAUGUCGAUAUGCUUCUCGCGGAUCGUGUGAAGCGUCGAGACGUCUUCAUGUCGGUGGUCAUGACAAUGAUCUGGGAAUACGUCUUUACCAGAUACCUUUUCGGUAUGGACAGAGAACAGCGACAGAAGCUCAAGUCGCUAGAGAAGACACUUUCAGAGGUGGGGCCUACACGCGCCGUGGCUCAAUGGCGUGCCAUCACCCUUAGCUUGCUCUCGAAGCGCGAACCCUUUGUCCAACAACGCGCCCAGGACACGGAGGCUGUCGUCCACGAGAUAUACAGCACACUCGCCACUCUGCUGCCGCCCCCAUCGCAUCUGCAACGGCAGAUCCAAGAAUCGCUGCGCAACGUCAUGCGGCUGGCGGUCUCUCUUUCCAUUGAAAUGCGCACGCAGCGCGCAGAAUACAUCAUGCUGCCACCGCUGCAGCCUGAGUACGACACCAACGGCGACCUGGUCGCCAAAGUAACGUUCAACGCGUCCCUCAUGAACGAGCGCUCGGGACAAGAGACGUCAAACGACGAACUCGAGGCGCGCAACGCAAUUGUCAAGAUUGUGCUGUUCCCAUUGGUGGUGAAGAAAGGAGAUGAUUUCGGAGAAGGAGAUGACGAGAUUGUGGUGUGCCCUGCGCAGGUACUCGUUGCGCGGCCGAACAACAAGAAGGUGGUGAGGGUAAUGAGCGGAGCAAUGAGUGUGGACAGUCGGAAGAGGAGCUCCCACAGCCUCGCGCCGACCAGCAUUGCGCCUGAAAGCUCGAUAAUGGAUCUGGAUUCGACCAACAUGAUUUAAACAUGGGUUUUGCAUAGCGAUGGAUUGGUUUGGCAUCGGUUUUGUACAGAGGUCUUGGGUGGCGUUUUUGGCAGAGAUACCUCGUCAACGAAUUUCCUUUGUUAGUUCUUCUUUUCCGUGGUUUGUACGAGCGCGCAUAUACCUUUAGCAUUGUAUUUUCUACUUGUACACGGUCGAUGAUCGAUGAUAAUUCUACUGCAAUCUGGAUUUCACGCAUGC
Molecule: messenger RNA, 18903 nt
Organism: Paraphaeosphaeria sporulosa
Lineage: Eukaryota; Fungi; Ascomycota; Dothideomycetes; Pleosporales; Didymosphaeriaceae
Exons: 2
Source: RefSeq, a predicted model, not a curated record